AUGCAGAAGAGACGCAACUUCGCUCCUGAGCGGGUCAUAAUCAUUGAAGCCGAAAUCGACAAGCUUCUAGCUGCCAGUUUCAUUGAAAAGGUCUCUUACUCGGAAUGGCUGGCCAACGUUGUUCUGGUGGCGAAACAAGAAAAGGGCAAGUGGAGAGUGUGCAUCGAUUGCACCGACCUCAACAAAGCAUGCCCUAAAGACAACUUCCCAUUGCCGAGGAUCGACUAG
Messenger RNA from Prunus armeniaca (apricot), 228 nucleotides. The record is from the annotation of a GenBank genome assembly. NCBI's taxonomy places the organism in Eukaryota, Viridiplantae, Streptophyta, Magnoliopsida, Rosales, Rosaceae.